CGAUAAACGACAGAAGUUAAGCUAAUUCCAGCGCGUGUGUGGUGUAGUUCUCAGACGGACUUCGUCAUGAAGAAGCUGAUGGUGCUCGUGCUCCUCCUCCAGGUGUCCGGAUGUGCGGACAGCAGGUGCUUCUGUCAGGUCACAGGAGACCUGGACGACUGCACUUGUGAUGUGGAGACCAUCGACGGCUUUAACAACGACCAGCUUUUCUCCAAACUUCAAACUCUUCUGGAGUCAGACUAUUUCAGGUUCUACAAGGUGAACCUGAACAAGGCGUGUCCGUUCUGGACGGUCCGCAGUCACUGUGGUCUGAAGGACUGUGCUGUGCAGCCGUGCUCUCCUAACGACGUGCCAGAGGGGAUCAGAUCCUCCUCCCACAGCAAGUAUUCAGCAGAAUUAAACGAGCAGCCGGUUGAGUGUGAGCAGGCGGGGCAUCUCGGAGCUGUAGAUGUUUCUUUAAGUGACGAGACCAGAGAGGCUCUGCUCAACUGGAGCAAACACGACGACGAGGCAGAGCGCUUCUGCGUGGUCGACGACGAGGAGUCACCGGACUCCCAGUAUGUGGACCUGCUGCUGAACCCGGAGCGUUUCACGGCCUACAGAGGACCAGAGGCCUGGCAGAUCUGGAACAGCAUCUACGAGGAGAACUGCUUCAAACCGUAUACCAUCAAGCGACCACUAAUUCCCAACUUGUUCCACAGCGGCUCAGGAAGUGAAGCAAAGACCUUCUACAGUUGGCUGGAAGGUCAGUGUGUAGAGAAGAGGGCUUUCUACCGCCUCAUCUCCGGGCUCCAUGCCAGCAUCAACAUACACCUGAGCGCCAGAUACCUCUUGGAUGACAGCUGGUUCCAGAAGAAGUGGGGUCACAACGUGACCGAGUUCAGGCAGCGUUUUGAUUCGGAGCUCACGGCCGGCGAGGGCCCCAAGAGGCUCCGCAACCUCUACUUCCUGUUUCUGAUCGAACUGCGAGCGCUGGCCAAAGCUCUGCCCGUCAUCCAGCAGCCUUCCUUCCACCUGUACACCGGCAGACCGGAGGAGGACCGGAGACACAAAGAGCUGCUGCUGCACAUCCUGCAGCUGGCCCGAUCUUUCCCUCUACACUUUGAUGAGAGGUCUCUGUUUGCUGGGGAUGAAAAAGAAGCAGCCAAACUGAAGGAGGACAUCAGAUUGGCCUUCCUCAACAUCUCCAGGAUCAUGGACUGCGUGGGCUGCUUCAAGUGUCGACUGUGGGGGAAACUGCAGACUCAGGGAUUAGGUACAGCGCUAAAGAUUUUGUUUUCAGAGCGCCAGAUUGAAGCUCUGCCUACGUCCAGCAGCAAGCGACCCAGUUUCCAGCUCAGCCGACAGGAGAUCUCCUCCCUGCUCAACGCCUUUGGAAGGAUUUCCACAAGCAUCAGAGAGCUGAAAAACUUCCGAUCUCUGCUAGCAGAGGAGCGGUGACCGUGGACAGAUCGACUCUCCUGCCUCAGUUCUGCUAAAAUGUCCUUUAAACUUCAAUCAGAGUUUAGCAUCAGCUUUCAAGGUGAAGCAGUGGUGGAGGAACAAUGAAAAUCCCAGCUCCACGUAAAAGUCCUGCAUUCAAAAUCUUACUUAAUUAAAAGUACAACAGUUUAAGCAUCAGGUUUGGUAUAGAAGAAGGCUUUCUGUGCUCUUUAUGAGAGUAACGUUAACGUUACUGAUAGUGUUUUUUGUUGUUGUUGAUAAUAGCAUAUUUCCCAUUUUCCUUAUACCUUGCAGCCUACUGUCAAUAACGUUAUUUGUCAGUUUUUUCGAUAUUCAGUGUUUAAAGCACAGUUCAUUCUCCUAUUCAAAAUCCUACUCAAGUAAAAGUACAAAAGAAUCAGCAUCAAAAUACACGAAGCACCAAAAGUAAAAGUACUCAUUAUGAAGAAUGGCCCCUUGUAGAAUAUAUUAUAUUACUGGAUUAUAAUUAUUGAUGCGUUACGGUUUUCAUUGCUUUAAUAUUGCAGCUGGUAACGGUGGGGCUCAUUGUUAUUACUUAAUAUACUGCUGGAUAGCUUAAUCUAUAAUAGUUAUUUACAUUAGUAUUCAUUAAGUUAUUAUUAUAGUGUUAUGCCAAACAUAUGGGAUUUCAACACAGCAGUAUUGAACAGAGAUUUUCCAGUCUUGCAUGUAUAAAUCAUGUGGAGAAAUACAUGAAGAAGAAAACAUAUCUCCUAUCAGAGCUUUUUUUCCCUCUUCUCCCGGGCUUUUUAAAUAUUACUGGAUAAUUUAUUUGGUUCACAUUUGGACAGCCAUCUCAGUCUUUGAUCAUCAUCCAUAUUUACAAAAUCAAUAUCUGUGUUUGUCUUCCUAAACAAGCGUUACGCUGUUCACAGUAAAAAGGACAGCGUGGGAA
Molecule: messenger RNA, 2359 nt
Organism: Etheostoma cragini (Arkansas darter)
Lineage: Eukaryota; Metazoa; Chordata; Actinopteri; Perciformes; Percidae
Gene: ero1a
Product: endoplasmic reticulum oxidoreductase 1 alpha
Exons: 15
Coding region: 67-1440 (457 amino acids)
Biological process (GO): protein folding in endoplasmic reticulum
Cellular component (GO): endoplasmic reticulum membrane; endoplasmic reticulum
Molecular function (GO): thiol oxidase activity; protein-disulfide reductase activity; FAD binding
Source: RefSeq, a predicted model, not a curated record